Molecule: messenger RNA, 459 nt
Organism: Kockovaella imperatae
Lineage: Eukaryota; Fungi; Basidiomycota; Tremellomycetes; Tremellales; Cuniculitremaceae
Product: kinase-like domain-containing protein
Exons: 4
Biological process (GO): intracellular signal transduction; protein phosphorylation; negative regulation of glycogen biosynthetic process
Cellular component (GO): nucleus; cytosol; cytoplasm
Molecular function (GO): ATP binding; protein serine/threonine kinase activity
Source: RefSeq, a predicted model, not a curated record
GAGUUGGAGGCGAGGUACAUCUUCAGGCAGAUUGUCGACGCGGUUGGGUAUCUUCACCAUCGAAACAUUUAUCAUCGAGAUCUGAAGGACGAGAACAUUGUCAUUGAUCGGAAUCUACAGAUCAAGAUUGUCGACUUUGGCAGCGCGGUUUACGAGGACAGGUUAUGUCCACCAGUCUUGUAUGACCAAUUCCGAGGGACGAUAGCAUAUGCCUCAGCGGAGGUCCUCUCUGGCCAGUCAUAUCGUGCAGGUCCGACAGACAUUUGGUGUCUUGGUAUCCUUCUCGGUAUACUAUUCACUGGCGAAUCCCCCUUUCCCGAUCCGUCCUACGCCAGACGAGGUAAAAUUAAAACGAGACGGCAAAUGCCUCCUGGCCCGUACGACCUGAUGAAGAGGUGUUUGGUUGUCAAACCAGAAUUCAGAAUCACGAUACAUGGUGUGAGGGAACAUGAGUGGAUC